Lottia gigantea (owl limpet) is the source of this 1182-nucleotide messenger RNA. RefSeq lists its product as hypothetical. Lineage: Eukaryota; Metazoa; Mollusca; Gastropoda; Lottiidae. The record is from RefSeq and is a predicted model, not a curated record. The transcript is spliced from 2 exons. The coding region runs from base 1 to 1182 and encodes 393 amino acids.
AUGUCAGUCAAUACCAUUUUAAGUUAUGCAGCCUUUUCAAGACUAACAUCUUCAAAUGAUGAUUUAUUGGCAGAUCGAAUAAGUCACCUGUAUACAGUUCUUACACUGAUAAUAUUCGCCAUAAUAGUUGGAGUGAAACAGUUUGUAGGAGAUCCGAUACAGUGCUGGACGCCAGCGGACUUUAAACCAGCUCAGUCAGCGUAUGUUUUAUCAAAUUGUUGGAUCCAGAGUACAUAUUAUGUGCAGAUGGAGGAUGUGGUACCAUCUUCAAAAAGGGAACGAGAAGCAGCAAAACUUGCAUAUUAUCAAUGGGUGCCAAUAAUCCUUCUAUUCAUGGCAUUCCUAUUCAAACUUCCGUAUAUAUUAUGGCGAAUGUGUUGUGAACUUUCUGGGUUCAAUGUUUCUAAUUUUGUUAGUUUAGCAUAUAAGACCCAAUAUGGUCUUUCAACUACACACGAUGAAAACGUGAAAAAUAUUUCAGAUUAUUUGGACAGGUGGUUAGCGUUUAACAAAAAGUUGGUUACGAUUCCUUCGCUCGGCGAUGAAGUUCAGAAGCCCAGAUAUUUUUUAUUUGAAAGUGCCAGUCGAUGGUAUCUUAUGAUUCUUUACUAUUUCAUUAAAGUCCUGUAUUGUGUAAAUGCUGUAACCCAAUUCUUCUUGUUGAAUCAGUUUCUUGGUGGUUGGUAUGCUAUGUAUGGUAGUGAGGUAAUUCAAAACAUGAUCUAUGGCGAACCUUUCAUGGAGUCUCAUCGAUUUCCCCUUGUUACCCUAUGCGAUUACCAGAUUCGUCAAAUGAACAAUGUCAAUGAUUAUACCAGUAUGUGUGUACUGUCCAUUAAUCUUUUUAGUGAAAAAAUCUUCAUAUUUAUAUGGUUCUGGCUAGUAUUUGUCUGCGUUGUUUCCAUCAUUAGCUUAAUUAAAUGGACAUUGCUCAUCGUGAUCAACAGGAAGAGAUUAUCGUUUGUGCAUGAUUAUUUACUAUUGUUGAAUAUUCUUUGUGGUGAACAGGAUAAAAGUCAUGUGAAGAAGUUUGUAUUGGAUUACUUGAAAGGAGAUGGCAUGUUUAUAUUAAAGAUUUUAGAUGCAAACGCUGGAGCUAUGGUUACUUCAGACAUAGUCAAACAGUUGUGGUACAUCUACAGGAAUCGACCAUCUCCCAUUACGGCAACAACUCAGUUUUAA